UUAGAAAUGUGGCUUCUGCCGAGCUGUCUCCCGGGCGGUGCUUCUACCCUCGGGCCUUACCACUGCCUCCCCGCUGCCCCCCUUGGGCCCGGUUCCCACCGAACUCCCCUACCCGCCCGUCGCCACGCCUUUGCUCGGGCCCGGCCUUUGCCCAUGGCCGGGAACGCCCAUUCACCCGCCCGGAACAGUCGCUACAUAGCCGAGCCUCACACUGCUUUCGAAGCACAAAUUCCGAAUACCCUGCCUCGGAAAUAGCACGGGGACUUCCCGGACGCUAAAACGCAAAUCUCUUCUGGCUGGAAUGGGAGCCUCAGGAAGCAGUGCGAGGCCCUGGCCAUUUUCCUGGCCGGCAGAGUUCCCGGCGCAGACUGAAUGCCGCCAUUUUUGUUACUGGUAGAGCUCGGCUUGGAGGCUGUUUCUGAGCCUGCGAAAGAUAAGCUGAUGCGUCAUCCAGACCCACCAGGAGGGCUGGAGGAGAAAGGGAAUUUUGGGCGAUGUUGAGCCCAUUUGUGCAAGCAGGGAGCCAAGCUCGACUUGAGAAGGAGCUUUGGGGUCCUGAGAGCAGAGCCAGGCCAUUGAAGAGUAGUUAACCCAGCUUGGUCUCUGAAGACUCUUCUGUACCCCACUGCACCCCCAAUUGCUUUCCAAAGACAAACAGAAAAUGACUGAGUCCCAGGAACUAGUGACAUAUGAGGAUGUGGCUGUAGACUUCACCCAGGAAGAGUGGCAGCACCUGGACCCUGCUCAGAAGACCCUACAUAGAGAUGUGAUGCUGGAGAUCUACAGCCACCUGGUCUCUGUGGGGUGUUCUGGUAUAAAACCAGGUAUAAUCUUCAAGUUGGAACAUGAAGAGGACCCAUGGAUCAAAAAGAGUGAGUUGUCAAGGUGGAUUCACUCAGACAGGGAGGAAAGCUUUGACUCUUCCCAGCAGGUCAUUUCUGAAGAACUUUUGUUUCAAAAGGAGAUAAUGGAAACAUCCCCAAAGGAUAAUUCAUUGUACUCUCUCUUAAAAGUCUGGCAUAUUGAUGGUCAGAUAGAUAGAUAUCAAGGAAACCAAGACAGAGUUUUGAAGCAGAUCACAGUCAUUAGCCGUGAAACAGUGGCCAGGGAGAAAGGCCCCAAGUGUAAUACGUUUGGAAAAAUUUUUGGUGGCUGCAUAGACCUUGAUCCUUCAUGUAAAAAACUCCAUGAUUUUGAUUCAUGUGAAAAGAGCUUGGAAUCUAAUUUAGACUCGCUGACAUGCAGUAGGAGCUAUGCAAGAAAGAACCCCAUUGAGAUAUUUGGAUGUGGGACAUCACCUAGCUAUAGUGAUUCCUGUUCUGUGCCUGAGAAAAUUUACACGGGCAUGAAACCCUGUGGACAUAGUCAAUGUGAAAAAGUCGUCAAUCAUAAACAAGUCCAUAUUCAGUAUAAGAAAGGUCAAGCAGGUAAGAAACCCAAUGUUUGUAGUGAGUGUGGGAAAGGCUUUAUUAAGAAGUCACAGCUUAUUAUACAUCAAAGAAUUCAUACUGGAGAGAAACCCUAUGUGUGUGGAGAUUGUGGAAAAGCCUUCAGCGAGAAAUCACACCUCAUUGUGCAUCAGAGGAUUCAUACUGGGGAGAAACCUUAUGAAUGUACUGAGUGUGGGAGGACUUUCUCCCAGAAGUCACCCUUCAUCGUUCAUCAGAGAGUCCACACUGGAGAGAAACCCUAUGAAUGUUUUGAGUGUCAAAAAGCCUUCUCUCAGAAGUCACACCUCAUUAUACAUCAGCGAGUUCAUGCUAGAGAGAAGCCCUUUGAAUGCAGUGAAUGUGGAAAAGCCUUCUGUGAGAAGUCUCACCUUUUUAUACACCAGAUAACUCAUACUGGGGAGAGACCCUAUGAAUGUACCGAAUGUGGGAAAACCUUCCCUCGGAAAACACAACUCAUCAUCCAUCGAAGAACACAUACUGGAGAGAAACCCUAUAAGUGUAGUGAAUGUGGAAAAACCUUUUGCCAGCAGUCUCACCUCAUAGGGCAUCAAAGAAUCCAUACAGGAGAGAAACCUUAUGUAUGUACUGACUGUGGAAAAGCCUUUUCCCAAAAGUCACACCUUACUGGACAUCAAAGGCUUCAUACAGGAGAGAAACCUUAUAUAUGUACAGAAUGUGGAAAAGCCUUCUCUCAGAAAUCACCUCUUGUUAUACACCAGAGAAUUCAUACAGGGGAAAAACCCUAUGAGUGUAGGGACUGUGGCAAAACCUUCUCCCAGAAAUCGCCCCUCAUUAUUCAUCAGAGAAUUCAUACAGGGGAGAAACCCUAUGAGUGUAUGGAAUGUGGAAGGGCCUUUUCCCUGAAAUCACACCUCAUUAUACAUCAGAGAGCUCAUGCUGGAGAGAAACCAUAUGAAUGUAGUGAGUGUGGAAAGGUCUUCUGGGAGAAGUCUCCACUAGUUGUACAUCAAAGAGCUCAUACAAGGGAGAAACCCUCUGAAUCUGCUGAAUACGGGAUGGCCUUUUCUCGGAAAUCACAGAUGAUCACAUAUGAGAGAACACACAUGAGGGAGAAACCCUCCAAAUGCAGUGAAUGUGGGAAGGUAUUCUGCCAGCAUAUACACCUCACUAGACAACAGAAUCCACAUAGGAGAGAAACCUCCUCUAUGUACUGAUUGUGAGAAGGGCCUUCCCAAAAGGCAGAUCUCACUGUGCAUGAAAAAUCUCACACUGAACAGAAAUCCUACGGAUAUGUUGGUCAUGAAAAAAAUGCGGCACCUCCUUAACUGUAGAACAGACAGAUCUGUUCCUAAGUGUUUUUUUUUUUUUAGAGAUUUUGUUUAUUUAUUUAUUUGAGCAGGGGUGAGGAGCAGAAGGAGAGGGACAAGCUGUCUCUGUGCUGAGCUUGGAGCCUGAUGAGGAACUAGAUGUCAGGUGUCUGAGAUCAUGACCUGAGCCGAAAUCAAGAGUCGGAUGCUUAACUGACUAUGCCACCCAGGUACCCCAUUCCUGAAUAUUUCUGAUUACCCCUCCACAGAAUGAUCUGAUCUGGCUCUCAGAAUAUUUUAAACACUCUAAAUAUGGAAUGCAUUUGCUCACCCUCAAAGUAUCCCAUCUCCUCUCACAGAAUAAAAUGUAUCUGGAAGAAUUA
This is a messenger RNA of Canis lupus familiaris (dog), 3102 nucleotides long. It is a transcript of the gene ZNF630, whose product is annotated as zinc finger protein 630. The record is from RefSeq and is a predicted model, not a curated record. Lineage: Eukaryota; Metazoa; Chordata; Mammalia; Carnivora; Canidae. Gene Ontology annotation, biological process: regulation of DNA-templated transcription. Bases 662 to 2626 code for a protein of 654 amino acids. The transcript is spliced from 5 exons.